This is a messenger RNA of Effrenium voratum, 784 nucleotides long. The record is from the annotation of a GenBank genome assembly. Lineage: Eukaryota; Dinophyceae; Suessiales; Symbiodiniaceae.
GACCGCCAAUCUGAAGCCAAGCGACACGGCGCUCAAGAAACUUCAGAUCUUGAACAUUCCAGCAGGCGCCCAACUCUUCGACGAAUUCAGCCAGAUUCCUGCAGCGCUUUUUCACGGCGUUUCUCUGCGUGCUUGCUAUGCCCGCCGGCAUGCUUAUCAACUCGACCUGAACUCGUAUGCGUCCUCGCCUGGUCUGUUCGGCCAUAUCCCUGUGCUAUUGCUUUUCGGUGAUCAUCUUCAGCUGCCACCUGUGCCGCAGAGCACGUCUUUCUUUGCGAGCUUGGACGGAACAUCAAGCGAGCACAAAGCGGGCAGCGCCAUGUUCGGAAACAUUGAAGACAUCUUUUGCUUCGAGAAAGCCAGAAGGUUCCGUGACCAGAAUCUGAUCGCCAUUCUAACUGCAAUGCGUCAGCCAGAGGGCCAAGCCUUGACAGACCAGCAGUGGCACGCUCUGCAAGCUACUGAAGUAGAUGGUGGCACGAACUUCAACGCAAGCCAGUUUUUGCGAGAGACCCAUGGCUGGUUCCACGUCGCAUACACGUGGUCACUAGUGACUAUGGCCGCUUUCCUGCGGGCGCAGUCAGAAGCGCAGCACGACCAAAAGCGACUGAUGUACAUUCCAGCCUGCGAUGCGCCCAAAAAGGGAGACAUCGUGCUGCGCAGCCUGCCUCUUUGCGUCUACGUGAAGCUCGACGGUUGCCAGCAUCGCUUUUUGCCGCACAAGUCGUGCGCAGAGCACGCCAGCGUUGAACCUGACUGCGCCUUGUGCGGCGGCUUGGCGGGC